Molecule: messenger RNA, 3444 nt
Organism: Alternaria rosae
Lineage: Eukaryota; Fungi; Ascomycota; Dothideomycetes; Pleosporales; Pleosporaceae
Product: ankyrin repeat-containing domain protein
Exons: 2
Coding region: 1-3444 (1147 amino acids)
Molecular function (GO): protein binding
Source: RefSeq, a predicted model, not a curated record
AUGUACUCCCACUACGGUUUCUCCGCAACCAAAGCACAGUAUGAGACGAGGCUCAAGAAAUGGGGCUCCUACAAAUACGCAUCUGCACAUGAUCGACAAUACCAAGCAUCAAUGCUUAACAACUGCGAAGAGGAUGGUCUGAACACGGAGAGAAACAUCAAAGCGCCUAACAGCAACUUUCGCAAUAUUGCGAUAAGAACCUCCUCUCCAUAUCGCACUGAUAUGCAGUCCGCUCUGAUCAGUCCCCGAGCGCUCGGUGUUGUCCAGUCGACCUCAGGCAGCCUAUGGAACGAUAUCUCAUCUGUCUCGAUGACUAAUGUCUCGUUUCCAUCUCCCAUGUUUCAUUGCGAUGCUGGAUCGUUGCUCUCCCAGAAUUAUACAUCGUCUCACGAUGCAACUUCGGGCGUAUAUGGUAUAUGCGACCCCGCCUGGAGCGUCCUGGAUAGCUUUCCACCUUGUGCGACGGACCUGCUUGGCAAACCUCUUGUAUCGGACUUCGCAUCGUCAAUGAUACCCGUUAUCUCGCAUUUAUUUCCAAGAGCUAUGUCAUCCGCUCAUCUGGUUCUUUUCGGUGACAGUACUGCAAUCGAGUCUGCGAUCCUCAGCAUGUCUCAUCCGAGCGCGCUACCUCUUGUUCGCGAACAAAGCAUCGAUCAUCAAAUCAUUUACAUGAUCGUACAUCAUCUGAUCAACCACGACGAUGUUGUGCGUACACUCGAAAAACCCAAGACAAAGUUCGACCAGAUUCUCAAGUCGGGAAUAACAUACUGCUUCUCGCUCGGACCAGAUUUUCUCAGCAGUAUCAUUAAAUCCACCCCAUCACCAUACGACCUGGCCUUAAUACAAAGCGUGUUCCGUGCGGCACUAUUCCUAGGGGAUGGACCGAUUCUAAACGUCAUCCUGAGCAUCAACCCAGGGAGUCUCAUGGAUCGAUCUGUGUUACUUGGAGACAUUCAUUAUUAUCCCGUGGAGUACACGAGUCACUUUGGGUACAUCCAUGCGACAGAAGUUCUCCUUGAUCAAGGCGCUGACCCUAAUUACGAAAGAGACGUCUUUUCCCUGAGUAAUAUCGGGAUGAUGCCGUGGCCCCAAAAUCGGACUGGCGAAGCAAGAGUUCAGAUCAUGCGGCUACUGAUUCAUCAUGGUUUAAAUAUCGAACCCAACUCAGCAGUGCAGCAGAUGGAACAUUGCGGCAUAGAUGAACUGAAAGUAUUAGUCACAUAUUGCCUGACCAAGAGCUUUGAGACUUUCUUUGAUCACCAGGCUUUACCAAUAAUCCUACUCCGACAGGACUGGGACGACUCGCUCUCUGACACAUUGACGGCUAUCAUAGAACGAGCGUCCCCUGAUGGUCCUAGCCAUCAGAGACUUUGGAACUCGGUGUUGUCAGAAUCACUAUCUGUUGCAGUACUACGCAGCCAUGCAGCCUCAAUCGAUGUUCUGCUCGCAAAGGGGGCAGAACCAAAUGUCAACUGUUUGGUUAGUGCUGUACUGAGUAACAAUUUGAGGAUCUUUGAAGAUUUUUUGGAUCUUGGUCUGGACCCCAACGCCCGGAAGUCGAACCCAUUUCCCAAGGCGCAGCACAAUUAUUACCGGCUAUAUUCGGAACAUAAUAGGCAAGACCAGAUACGUACUGCGCUGGGCGAAUCAAUCAAACACCGGUCCAGAGGAGCGUUUGAAAUACUCCAAGCGCGAGGGUUUAUGUCCAAGUUAGCUCAUCAACCGGCAGCCUUUGUCUCAGCCUUUAUAGCAGCGUGUGAAAUCGGGGACAACAGGCUUGUCAAGCAGCUCCUGCAACUGCAAAGCUUCCCAAGGAGGCUUGAAAGAAUAGAGGAAGCUCUAGAAGCUGCCGUGAGAGAAGAUCAGCAUCACCUCAUUGAAGAGCUCUUAUCUCUGGGAAUCAGGCCCUCGUUAGACUGCUUGCAUAUAGCAGUUCAGAACAGGCGACUAGAACCUGUUAAGCUGUUGACAAGUUGUAUGAACAUCUUCGAUAUCUUAAGAGAAAAUGAAGGGCACUGGAAAAAAUGGGAAUUCUCUCCCGGCGAAGGCAGAUGGGCUUACGACAAUGCUAUACUCUUUGAAGCCCUGAGUUGGGGUGAUCAAACAGCCAUCGACUGUGUACUUCGAAGUGGGCACCCUGUCAAUGUAUUCAUUCAGGCUGCGUAUAAGUGGUUCCAUCAUUGGGGGUUAGACUUGCAACCGCCUGGAGACACUGAAAAUUGGAACAUAACCCCUCUGAGCGCUGCUAUCUUGAAACGGAAACCAGCAGCAGUGAGGGCGUUGUCAGCAUGCGGUGCACAAAUUGCGCCACCUCAUAAGUUCAACUCACGGUUCACAUCGCACCAGUCCAACCCCAUUGCGCUACGAACAUCAACUUAUCGGGGCGAUGGGUGGACUCUGACCCCGCUUGCUGCUGCCGCAUUUAUGGAUGAUUUCCCUUUGAUGGAAGAGUUCCUGCGCAUAGGGGCAGAUCCCUUCGACAACAGUGCCCUUUUCGUAAGCACCAUGCGCGACUUCGAAGACGCCGUCACAUUGCUACUCUCCGCUUUCAAGACACGGUACCCAGAUGGAGCACACUCUUUUGGCUCAGACGCGCUCUAUCAAACCAUAAGACGCAAGAACAUGCGGUUGUUCAGGCUUCUCGCCAUAAAUACCGACAUUACAGGGCCCGUUGAAGUGGACUAUAGAACCGGACUGCCUCUCCAUCAACGUCCUCCGUCAGGAUCUUUUUUCACGAGUCCAUUUGGUGAAGCAUUACGUCUCUGUUGCGGGAGCGAUGAUAGCGGCGCAUCGCUUGACAUUAUUCUGCCUCUAAUCAAAGACCACAACGCCGUUAUACACCGCGACCGCGAACUUGGUAACAUGACUGGUCUACUUUACGCCAUCUCCUUCAACUCCUUGAAGAUAGUUCAAAAGCUGCAUCAGGCCGGCGCAAACAUAUAUUUACCCGCUGAAUGGACGAUCCCUCGAACACCACUACAGGCAGCAGCACAAGCCGAAAGUAGGGAUAUCAUGGGAUAUCUCCUGAGCCAUGGUGUCAGUCCAAACGAGCCUCCAGCAGUCCGAGCGGGAGCAACAGCUCUCCAGCUGGCGGCAAUCACAGGUAGUAUAGGCACUGCGACGAUCUUGCUGGAUGCAGGCGCCGAUAUCAACGCGCCACCAGCUUUUUGUGACGGCAGAACCGCGUUCGAAGGCGCCACGGAACAUGGCCGUGUUGAGAUGAUGAUCUUUCUCGUUGGUGAAGGCGCCGAUCUACUUGCAAAUGGCAAUGAACAAUAUCGCCGCGCUGUUGCGUUUGCAGAAGACAACCGGCAAUAUGCUGCAAAGGGUCUUGCAGAUAAGCUAUUUGCAAGAGCUCUAACGAGCCAACAAGCGGGCUUCAUUGGCAUGGGUGAGCCGUGGGCUGCACCUGAUAUGCCAGACUUUGGCACCUUAUUCUCAUAA